GCGCCAGCCCCCCGGCCGGCCGAGAGCCCCCGCCGCGGCCCCCUCCCCGGCCCGCGUCCCGCGCCCGCCCGCCCCCGCCGUGCGCGCCGUCCCCCAUUCUCCCGGAUUAAUUAAGGAGGCAGCGGCAGGAGGCUGUGUCCUGGCCACGGGCCGGGGCCGGGGCGCCGCUGGCAGGAGCGCUUGGGGAUCCUCCAAGGUGACCAUGGCCUUACUGGGGAAGCGCUGCGACGUCCCCACCAAUGGCUGCGGGCCUGACCGCUGGAGCUCCGCCUUCGCCCGCAAAGACGAGAUCAUCACCAGCCUUGUGUCUGCCUUAGAUUCCAUGUGCUCAGCGCUCUCCAAGCUGAACGCAGAAGUGGCCUGUGUCGCAGUGCAUGACGAGAGCGCCUUCGUGGUGGGCACUGAGAAGGGGAGACUGUUCCUGAACGCGCGGAAGGAGCUGCAGUCAGACUUCCUCAGGUUCUGCCGAGGACCCCCGUGGAAGGAGCCGGAGGCGGAGCACCACAAGAAGGUGCCUCGGGGUGAGGUGGGCGGCCGGAACAUCCCACGGUCUACCCUGGAACAUGGCUCAGAUGUGUACCUUCUGCGGAAGAUGGUAGAGGAGGUGUUUGAUGUUCUUUAUAGUGAGGCGCUGGGAAGGGCCAGCGUGGUGCCGCUGCCCUAUGAGAGGCUACUCAGGGAGCCAGGGCUGCUUGCUGUGCAGGGGCUGCCCGAGGGCCUGGCCUUCCGGAGGCCAGCUGAGUAUGACCCCAAGGCCCUCAUGGCCAUCCUGGAGCACAGCCACCGCAUCCGCUUCAAGCUCAAGAGGCCACUCGAGGAUGGCGGGCGGGAUUCAAAGGCUCUGGUGGAGCUGAACGGUGUCUCCCUGAUAGCCAAGGGGUCUCGGGACUGUGGCCUACACGGCCAGGUCUCCAAGGGGCCUCCCCAGGACCUGCCCCCCACUGCCACCUCUUCCUCCAUGGCCAGCUUCCUGUACAGCACCGCACUCCCCAACCACACCAUGAGAGAGCUCAAGCAGGAGGCGCCUGCCUGCCCACUUGCCCCCAGCGACCUGGGCCUCGGCCGGCCCGGGCCUGAGUCCAAGACUCCCGCUGCUCAAGACUUCCCCGACUGCUGUGGACAGAAGCCCACCGGGCCUGGUGGGCCUCUCAUUCAGAACGUCCAUGCGUCUAAGCGUAUUCUGUUCUCCAUUGUCCAUGGACAAGUCAGGGCUGCCCGAGUCCUCACGGUGCGGCAGCUGGCCUCCUGGGAGAAGUGGGACGCCUUCAUAAAGGACACCGAGGACAUCAACACACUCCGGGAGUGUGUGCAGAUCCUGUUUAACAGCAGAUAUGCGGAAGCCCUGGGCCUGGACCACAUGGUCCCCGUCCCCUACAGAAAGAUCGCCUGCGACCCGGAGGCUGUGGAGAUCGUGGGCAUCCCGGACAAGAUCCCCUUUAAGCGUCCCUGCACCUAUGGGGUCCCCAAGUUGAAGCGGAUCCUGGAGGAGCGGCACAGCAUCCACUUCAUCAUUAAGAGGAUGUUUGAUGAGCGAAUUUUCACAGGGAAUAAAUUUACCAAAGACCCCACAAAACUGGAGCCUGCCAGCCCGCCAGAUGACACCUCUACGGAAGUCUCCCGGGCCUCCAUUCUUGAUCUGGCUGGGACUGCUCGGACAGACAAGAGCGGGACCUGAGACUGUGGGCCAGGAACCUCCGGGGAGCUGGGUGGGCUGCGGCCCAUCAAAAUUGAGCCGGAGGAUCUGGAUAUCAUUCAGGUCACCAUCCCAGACCCUUCACCAACCUCUGAGGAAAUGGCAGACUCGAUGCCCGGGCAUCUGCCCUCGGAAGAUUCUGGCUAUGGGAUGGAGAUGCUGACUGACAAAGGCCCCGGCGAGGACCUGCGGCCCGAGGAGAGACCUGCGGAGGACAGCCAUGGCGAUGUGAUCCGGCCCCUGCGGAAGCAGGUGGAGCUGCUCUUCAACACAAGAUACGCCAAGGCCAUCGGCAUCUCGGAGCCCGUCAAGGUGCCCUACUCCAAGUUCCUGAUGUACCCAGAGGAGCUGUUUGUGGUGGGGCUGCCUGAAGGCAUCUCCCUCCGCAGGCCCAACUGCUUCGGGAUUGCCAAGCUCCGGAAGAUCCUGGAGGCCAGCAACAGCAUCCAGUUUGUCAUUAAGAGGCCUGAGCUGCUCACCGAAGGAGUCAAAGAGCCCAUCACGGACAGCCAAGAGAGGGAUUCCGGGGACCCUUUUGUGGACGAGAGCCUGAAGAGACAGGGCUUUCAAGAGAAUUAUGACACCAGACUCUCCCGGAUCGACAUCGCCAACACGCUGAGGGAGCAAGUGCAGGAUCUGUUCAAUAAGAAAUACGGGGAAGCCUUGGGCAUCAAGUACCCCGUCCAGGUCCCCUACAAGCGCAUCAAGAGUAACCCCGGCUCAGUGAUCAUUGAGGGGCUACCCCCAGGCAUUCCAUUCCGAAAGCCCUGUACCUUUGGCUCCCAAAACCUGGAGAGAAUCCUCGCAGUGGCUGACAAGAUCAAGUUCACAGUCACCAGGCCUUUCCAGGGACUCAUCCCAAAGCCUGAUGAAGAUGACGCCAACAGACUCGGGGAGAAGGUGAUCCUCCGGGAGCAGGUGAAGGAGCUCUUCAAUGAGAAAUACGGUGAGGCCCUGGGCCUGAACCGGCCAGUGCUGGUCCCUUACAAACUGAUCCGGGACAGCCCAGACGCCGUCGAGGUCACGGGCCUGCCUGAUGACAUCCCUUUCCGGAACCCCAACACGUACGACAUCCACCGGCUAGAGAAGAUCCUGAAGGCCCGGGAGCAUGUCCGGAUGGUCAUCAUCAACCAGCUGCAACCUUUUGCAGAAAUCUGCAAUGAUGCCAAGGUGCCAGCCAAAGACAGCAGCAUCCCCAAGCGCAAGAGAAAGCGUGUCUCCGAGGGAAACUCGGUCUCCUCUUCCUCCUCGUCUUCCUCUUCCUCAUCCUCCAACCCAGAGUCCAUGGCCUCCACCAACCAGAUCUCACUCGUGCAAUGGCCAAUGUACAUGGUGGACUAUGCCGGCCUGAACGUGCAGCUGCCGGGACCUCUGAAUUACUAGACCUCAGUGCUGAAUCAGGACCUCAUUCAGAAAGACUAAAGGAAAUGUAAUUUAUGUACAAAGUGUAUAUUCGGAUAUGUAUUGAUGCCUUUUAGUUUUUCCAAUGAUUUUUACACUAUAUUCCUGCCACCAAGGCCUUUUUAAAUAAGUUAAAAAAAAAAAAGCAUUGCCUUUGCUCUU
Molecule: messenger RNA, 3256 nt
Organism: Phyllostomus discolor (pale spear-nosed bat)
Lineage: Eukaryota; Metazoa; Chordata; Mammalia; Chiroptera; Phyllostomidae
Gene: GTF2IRD1
Product: GTF2I repeat domain containing 1
Biological process (GO): transcription by RNA polymerase II
Cellular component (GO): nucleus
Molecular function (GO): DNA-binding transcription factor activity
Source: RefSeq, a predicted model, not a curated record